CAAACUAAGGUGCUUAACAGGGAAACAUCAAGGCAGCGUUUUCUAUCAAAUUUCGCUUAACAGACAGUUUAAAAGACACUAUUGUGGCUUAGAAGUCGUCUUGCUGUCGCCACUGUAACAUUAUGCCAAGUGACUUCUGUAACGUUAGGUUGUCAUGUCAAUGUUCAUAAGGUGAACCUGCUUACUUUCGGGAAGGUGCUGUGAUGUCUCGACUGGUCAAGAAAUCUCCAUCUAUUUGUACGGAUCUGCCACUGGACGACACUGAUAUUUGUAAUAAGCUUAAUUUGCUGAGGCAGCUUCUGAGAUCUUGUUUUGGUCCGGCGGGUAGACUAAAACAAGUUCACAACAACAUCGGAGGGCUCGUUGUAACCACUUCAACCUCCUCUGUUCUCCUUCCAGCCAUUUCCUCCUCGCAGCCUUUUAUCAAUCUGAUCAAAACCUCCAUUCUCAACCACGUUUCUCGUUUCAGUGACUGCGGCUUGUUUGCUGCCAUUCUUUGUUUGUCUCUUAUUGAGCAAGCGAAGCAGUCUGGUCUCCGAGGAAAUGUGGCGAUUCGACUGAACAAGCACCUGCUCGGUCUGUGCACCAGUUACCUACAACAAGAAGACUGUGCGUGUAAAGUGAAGCUCGACUUCUGCAGCAGCCAGAACUUGAUCAAAUUAGCUCGCAGUGUCAUAUCCAGCAAACCAGCAUGUGGACUAACAGAGCCAGAGGCACUUUACAUCAGCAAGUUGGCUGUACAAGCUUUUUUACUUACUGUUCCCCGUGACAGACCAGGAAAAGUCAGACUUGGCAAAGUAGUGACUGUCUCUGUUGAAGGCCAUUCUGUGCUAAACUCUGCAGUGUUUCCAGGUUUACUGGUGGACGUGCCUGAUGUCGUUUGCCAGAACAACUUAGAGAACCUGCAUACAAAUCCACUGCGUGUGGUGCUGUUCAGUGCAUCCCUUGCUGGAGACCUUUGUGAACUGGGAGAUGGGAUAAUUGAGGUGCACCCAGGUGUCGACACAGACUCACAGAUCUUGGAUCAACUCCUGGAGCUCGGAAAACAGGUGGCUAAAGAUGAGGUGAAGCUCUUUGUGUGCCAGAAGGUCAUACACCCAGUCCUGCAGCAAUACCUGAAGAGUCAUGGUAUCAUAGUGAUCGAGAGACUGGGAAUCACUCUCAUGGAGCCUCUUACUCAGCUGACAGGUGCUCAACCUGUGGCUACAUUACAUGCCACAAUUCCAGCCAAGGCCUAUGGGAAGGUAAAGGAGCUCAGUAUUAGGCAGUUUGGAUCCAAGACGAUGCUGCAUUUACAUCCUCCUGCGGAGUCAGCAAUCUGCAUGAUGAUCCUCUGCCACAGGAACGAGACAAUGUUAAGUGAGCUGAAGGUGGUGUGCCAGAAGACAGAACAUGUAUUGAGGCUCACCCUGAGGGAGCCAUCUGCCUUACUUGGAGGUGGGUGUACUGAGAUCCACUUAGCUGCUCACGUCAGACACAAGAGCAUGAAUGAAGUCACAGAGGCCGUAUCGGCGUUAGGGUGCUCACAGACAGAGUACCUUCUCUGCGUGGAGGGAUUCUGCCGCUCUCUGGAGUCUGUGGCCACCGCACUGGAGCACAAUGGUGGGAAUUCUUUAAUCGAUCUGACUCACGCUCACCACUGGACUCUCCCUGCAGAUGCCGUGAAAGAAUAUAUGGAGGAUAGUUUGGGCUACUGUGGCUGUGGACUGGUGGAAAGUAGCUCAAAUAAGAAGUGGACUUACCUGAACACUAAAUACCCCCAGUUCUCACCUGCACCCCUGUCUGAAGACACUGCUGUGCAGCCACGUGUCCUUGACUCCUUCACGGCCAAACUCAACGCAUUGCAAGUUGCAGUAGAAACCGCUAAUCUUGCACUGGAUGUGCGAUAUGUAAUUCAAGACACGAACUAGCAGAAUAGGCAUUUUAUCCAAUGUGGUUUGUGAAAAUCAAAAUGAAGAAUAAAUGGUGUUUUGUAUUGUUUUUUCGAAAGUUAAGAUUUAGGUGAAAUGCUAGAUGUUAGCAUUGCUUUGAACAUCUGAUUGAACCCUGGUGUCAGUCAGUGGGAAUGUCUUGUCUUAGCUCUUUGUUAAGUCAUUGACUUAUUGUCCUACUACUCAGAUGACUAUAGUGAUCAUGUUUAUUAAUCUGUUGCCCUUUUGUAGGUUACUGACUGUAAUUUAUCAGCCUUGUUCUCAGCUCACAUAUGUGUAUCCUCUGAGUUUGGUAUUUGGGCUGGCAGGAAACAACCAUUUCUCCAUACAGAGAAACAUUAAAUGACCUUUUAAAUGAG
This is a messenger RNA of Micropterus dolomieu (smallmouth bass), 2290 nucleotides long. It is a transcript of the gene mkks, whose product is annotated as MKKS centrosomal shuttling protein. The record is from RefSeq and is a predicted model, not a curated record. Gene Ontology annotation, molecular function: ATP binding. The transcript has 4 exons. Lineage: Eukaryota; Metazoa; Chordata; Actinopteri; Centrarchiformes; Centrarchidae. Gene Ontology annotation, cellular component: kinociliary basal body; nucleus; cytoplasm. Gene Ontology annotation, biological process: cilium assembly; protein folding; developmental process. The coding region runs from base 204 to 1910 and encodes 568 amino acids.